AUGUAUCUGAUAAAAGGUCUAAUCGUCGGACUACUGGUUGAACAAGCGCAAGCCCAGAUAACCCCAACUCCGGUAUCUGAACCUGUUCCAACAGUUUUACCCUCUGAUGUUGUAUCAUCAGAAACUAUUCCUCCAGCUUUACUAUCAGAAUCUGUACAAUCCAAGUCUCCAGUCACUGAGCCUACUCCAACAAUUUUGCCAUCUGACACUAUACAACCCGAAUCUCCAACUAAGCCUGCUUCAACAGAACCUACUUCAACAGAACCUACUUCAACAGAACCUACUCCAAUACUUUCACCAUCUGACACUACAAUACCUAAAUUACCAUCAACAGAGUCUCCAGUUGAAUCUACGUCAAUAGAAUCUAUACCCUCUAGCACUCUACCACCCGAGUCUCCAAUAGGAUCUACUCCAACUGGAACAACUCCAACAGAAUCAGAACAAUCAAUACCACCCGAGUCUACAUCACCAGAAUCAAUACCAACAGAACCUACUCCAACAGCCCCUACACUACCAGAAUCUCUACCCUCAGAGUCAACGCCACCUGAAUCUAUACCCCCUGAGUCUACAGCAUCCGAAACACCAAGUAUACAGACACCGAACGAACCCCCCCAAAUUACUGAGGGCCGUACCAGUCCCCCUGAAAGUCCCCAGGAGCCAACCAAGGCUGCCAGUGAGACCAUUGGUAGCCCUGAUGUAACGCAACCUGGUAUCACGGACCAGGGGACAGCCAUUCGCCCUACUUCUACUUCUAGCCCCGCAGGCGAAAUAGACCUCCAAGACGCUGAUCUGGGUCCAAACGCAAGGUUUAUCUUAAUCGGCGGUGAGCCAGCAAUUCUGCUAACAGCCCCACCUAACGGCGAGGCAUCCUUCAGUCUCAACAUAAGUUUACCACCAAAUAUCACGCCCGGGGAACUCGUCAACCUGCUAGCAUCAAUCAGAGUUGAGUCUAAUGGGACGUCCAUGCCACGAGCCAGGUCUCUCUUCAGGCGCGAAAUGACAGGCUCUCGUCUCCGGAUGAUUCUGGAUGAGAAGUCUAUCUAUGAUAAAGAACUUGAGACUACUGGCGAGGUCUGGGAGUAA
Molecule: messenger RNA, 1083 nt
Organism: Fusarium odoratissimum NRRL 54006
Lineage: Eukaryota; Fungi; Ascomycota; Sordariomycetes; Hypocreales; Nectriaceae
Exons: 4
Coding region: 1-1083 (360 amino acids)
Source: RefSeq, a predicted model, not a curated record